GGGCAAAUCUAUGAGAACCAGUUCUUAGUCCGCUUUCCAUGGAAUAGCCUGACUUCGUCAUUUGCUCUCUGGCUGUUGUUUUUUUCUUUUUUUUCUGAUCGAUUAUUAUUAUUUUUUCCCUUGCCCUAUUUUCUCACCCCUGGCGCUUUAUCCUCCGGCCUCGCUCGUUUUGCUGCUGUUUAUCCUCCGUUAUCAAUGAAGCCGUGACAACACCUCGUUCGCUCUCAGUAUAUAUAAGUUCCAGACGCCUUUCGUUAAUCGUCUGGUUUAGUUUACCCACUCUUGGUCACAUUCUGUCGAUUGCAAUUCGCUGUUUGUUCUUCACAAUGGAGAGCCCUCGACGAUCCGAUGCAAGCACCCCUGUGGACCCCUGUUCGCCGAUCUGCGUGGACACGCCCGCGACGGAAUCCUCGAUUUUGUUUGAUGGCAAUCUCGAAGAAUUGCUGCGCAACAUCCCUCUCGACCAAUACAUUCUUGUGACUGGAGGCCUGGGGUUCAUUGGAAGCCACACCACGUUGGAGCUCCUCAAAGCAAACUACAACGUGAUCGUCAUCGAUGAUCUUAGCAACUCCUUCCAGAAUGUCUUUGACCGGAUCAGUUUGCUAGCGUCAAAUCACCAUGAGCAGAAGGGAACGCAGAUGCCCUCACUGCGUCUGCAUGCCCAUGACUAUCGGGACACUUCUUCCCUCUGUGACCUUCUCGAAGAAUACCAGCUUCCAUCCCGAUGGGGGUCACCGAAGUCCAAAAUCGCCGGUGUCAUUCAUUUUGCGGCAUACAAGGCCGUGGAAGAGAGCAUCAGGAAACCGCUGAAGUACUAUGCCAACAACGUGAGCGGGCUGAUCGAUUUUACCGCAACCCUUGGCGAUUUUGGUAUAAAGACUUUCAUCUUCUCUUCGUCAGCCACUGUGUAUGGGACACUGGCGAAUUCGGGUCUUCCAUUGAAAGAGGAGUUUUGUGUGCAUAAGGAAGAGGUUUUCAAGGACCAUGACGGGGCCCAGAGGACCGUCAUGCCGGGGUGCACGGGAAUCACAAACCCCUAUGGACGCACCAAGUGGAUCUGCGAGACGAUAUUGGCAGACUUGGCUGUAUCUGAUCCUGAAUGGACCAUUGUGGCUCUGCGAUACUUUAACCCUAUCGGGUGCGACUCGUCAGGGCUUCUUGGAGAAGACCCCAGGCAGAUCCCCACCAACCUUCUCCCUGUUGUCGUCAAAGUCAUGACUGGAGAAUUUGAGCAUCUGCAAAUGUUCGGAACAGACUGGGACACUGAAGACGGCACAGCUGUCCGUGACUUCAUCCAUGUCACCGACCUUGCUCAAGGACACAUCGCGGCCCUCAGUGCCGCCAACGACGGAAAAUUGACCGAAAACUUCCGCACCUUCAACCUUGGAACUGGACGUGGUCAUUCCGUGAUGGAAGUUGUCAACGCCAUGGAGAGCGUAUCCUCCAAGAGCAUCCCGCGAAAGGCUGCUGAUCGUCGGGCGGGAGAUGUUGGUUCCUGCGUGGCUGUGGCCACAAGGUCGCAGGACGAGCUCCAGUGGAAGACAGAGAAGACGCUGAAAGAUGCUUGCGCCGAUAUCUGUAAUUUUUUGAAUGUCAGCGGCCUGUCUUCUUAGCAGUCUGAUGUUCGUGUAUUUAAUUUCGGUUUAUGUCCUGGAUGGCGCUUGGUUGAUUGUUUUGAUCAUGUUUUAGCACUUUCUUUCCUGUCUUGUCUUUAUAAUGUCUUUGGCUCUGCAUUUGCAUGAUAGAAAAGUAUGUCACUCCACAGCAGAUUUGCAUAUGUUAGCAUAUGUUAGCAUAUGUUAGCAUACUAUUCCACCCUGAUAAAAAAUACUGCGAGCAUUUCAAGAUUGAAUCUUGAAUCGCAUAUCUUCCAUGAUUCAUCUCGAGAUCUCAAACGAG
Molecule: messenger RNA, 1899 nt
Organism: Aspergillus wentii DTO 134E9
Lineage: Eukaryota; Fungi; Ascomycota; Eurotiomycetes; Eurotiales; Aspergillaceae
Product: NAD-dependent epimerase/dehydratase family protein
Exons: 3
Coding region: 327-1613 (428 amino acids)
Biological process (GO): beta-D-galactose catabolic process via UDP-galactose, Leloir pathway
Cellular component (GO): cytosol
Molecular function (GO): UDP-glucose 4-epimerase activity
Source: RefSeq, a predicted model, not a curated record